Messenger RNA from Colletotrichum godetiae, 1425 nucleotides. RefSeq lists its product as uncharacterized. Bases 1 to 1425 code for a protein of 474 amino acids. The record is from RefSeq and is a predicted model, not a curated record. The transcript is spliced from 3 exons. Lineage: Eukaryota; Fungi; Ascomycota; Sordariomycetes; Glomerellales; Glomerellaceae.
AUGGCUUUCCCCGCAGGACUACCACUCAGAAAGCUGGACCAUAACUUCAACAAUGGCGAAGGAAGUGUUUUGUCUUUUGAUCAAAUGCGGACCCUCACCAUGGCAAAUCCUCUUUGGCGAGAAUUUAUCAACAAUCGUAUAGCCCUCGAGCGCCGCUAUGGACAGCUUCUACAUUUGUACGAAGAAAUGUUUUCAAACUAUUUUGGUGGCUACAUGCCAAUUCACUACGGAACAUCAACCAACAGCACCGUGAAUCCCGAAACUGUAGUCAAAAUCAUUCUGACGCUUGCAGAACUUUCAAUGUCUGAAUCUUCAGAGUCAUCUGAGAGCCCGUUUUCGGAUGAAGAAGAUGCGCUGAAGAGGAUGGGUUGGGACGAUUUACACGCGAAGAAGCCUUGCUGGGGUCUUUUAUCUGAUACAUACGCCGCAGCAACAGUUUCUUCCACCAGCAUAUCAGGAAAGCCUUCACUCAAACUUUCAGGUUCUCCAAAGCCUUACGGGAGCAACCCUAUUCUGCUCCACAUCGAUGGUGUCUCUGAUGACGAACUCAGAGAUCAACUCUUCGUCGCCAGAGAGGCAGGCUGCAUUGGCAUUAUUGUUGAAAUGGUAGAGACUCAGUUCAACGGGAGAGUCUUGGAAACCAGUCUUCUCAAACGACUGAGCGCCAUGUGUGCGGAGCACCAAUUUCUAUUAGCAGUAGACGAGACUCUGACUGCCAUACGUUGUGGUGCCCCUUUUUGUUUUCAACGGGAGGAAUUCUUUGAUAUCAUAUCCCCUGAUCUCGUCUUUUUCGGCAAGGCUACAGGAUCUCAGGGAGUUGCUAUCAACUUUGACGGGCAAUUCGUCAAAAGAUUUGGGCUCUCGGGCAGUUCACGUGGCCGCGCUGUUCGCAAGUGGCAAGACAACUUCCAGAAGCCACUGCCGACUGCAAACCUCAUUCAGGCUAUGGCUACAAUUGAAAUUGCAGUUCAAGGGAACUUUGUGAUGCUGAGUAGAAUCAUCGGACAGGCUAUUCGGGAAUUCAUUCUCGAACAGGCGGUGGAACGAGGUCAUGAGGUGACUGCUCAGGAUGUACUUGGAGGCUUGGAGAGUCUAAUUUUUGUAAGAAAGGAUAUAGCUGGCGAGAUGCUGGUCAUGAGCGCAAACACGGCUGGUUCCUGGAUACCUUGGGUGAAGUGGCUACCCAGGCUUGAAAAGGAUUUGACGAGAAGCGAGGUACUCGAAGAGGUCAUUGGCAGAAAGAGCCGAUUAGCUCGCGAGGAGCUCUCGAAUAUGCUGGUGAAGCGAGGGUCUAAGCCGACUUGGUGUUUCUGGUGUGGAAACCGAACCACAGCGAAGAAAGACGACUGGUGUCGGAGGUGUUGCAUUGGUAUAUGUGAGGGGGACGUUUGUGGGCGACAUCUCUUCCGGCAUGAGUGUGUUUAA